CGGCGGAGUCCGACUGGAGUCGAGCUCACAAGGCGGCGGAGCUCCGCGAGAGAAAGAGGGAUGAGGCGUCGUCGGAACCUUCCCGAACAGACGCCUGUUCGCCAUUUAGUCGGCUAAACGGAGGACUUGCCGUGCUUUGGGUGGACUCAAGGUGACUUGAUGACAAGUUUGCAGGAGUUCGGCCCGUCACCGUCACCGUCACCGUCAUCAGCCUCGUCGCCGCCGCCGCCGGCCGGGAUGGUGCGCCUGCUCGGCUGCCUCCUGCUCGGAUACCUCACUUGGAAUCUUCGGAUCUCGGACGCGCAGGGGGAGUACUGCCACGGCUGGCUGGACGCCAGCGGCAACUACCACGACGGCUUCCAGUGCCCGGAGGACUUCGACACCGCCGACGCCGCCGUGUGCUGCGGCUCGUGCGCGCUCCGCUACUGCUGCGCCGCCGCGGACGCGCGCCUGGAGCAGGACGGCUGCACCAACGACCGGCCGGCCGCCGCCGCCGACGACGACGACGACACCGAGUAUGCGGCACAGCCCGUCUACGUGCCCUUCCUCAUGGUGAGCAGCAUGUUCGUGGCCUUCGUGGUGGUGGGCUCCCUCGUGGCCGUCUAUUGCUGCACCUGCCUGCGGCCCAAGCAGCCCGCCCAGCAGCCCAUCCGCUUCUCGCUGCGCAGCUGCCAGGGAGAGACCAUCCCCAUGAUCCUCACGGCCGCGCCGCCCAGCCUCCGUGCCCCGUCGAGGCAGUCCAGCACGGCCACCACCGGCUCCAGCUCAGCGGGGGGCGGCGGCAGCUCCACGCGGAGGUUCUCCAUCGGGGGGCAACAGCAGCACGGUUGCCUGGUGUCCGCCGCAGUCUCUACCCCGGCGUCCACGCCGACUCAAACCCAUCAGACGUUGCCCCCGUCUCUGCCGCCACCCUACACGUCCCCUCCGGCGUCGGGGGUUCUCCAGCAUGCCCACGCUCAGCUGUCCCUCCAGCAGCCCUCGCAGGGCACUGCGUUCCUCCUGCCCCAGCAGUACUUCUUUCCCCUGCAGCCCGACGCAUUCGCCUCGGCGAAGGGUUUCGCCGACUUCAGCCAGAGUUGACAAGUGCUGCUGCCAGACUGGAUCUGGUUGGAGAUACUUCAACCUACCUGAAUGAGCCACCUACGCACUUUUUUUGUAUUGUAUAUUGUACUGUUUUGUAUGGGCUGUUAUUUUAACAAUAAACAAAUAAUCUUGGCAAUCCAGGAAGAUGAUGGGCUGCUUGAGAAAAGGUGAACCAGGAUAUUCUGGUUUUUUUUUGACAAUUUGAAGGACUUUUCAUGACGGUCUCCUCACAGAUCUUUGAAUACAGUGGUUCUCAAACUGUGGUCCCUGGGCUCUGCAAAACUGGCAAUAAAUUAGGCUGCAUCAUUUAAAAAACAAAAAGUGCAUACAGUACCUACAUAUGCAUGCCAAUAAAACACAAUAUCGAUUACUUCUCCCUACCUUAGCUUUGGACGAAUUGAAAGCUCUGACAUGAUUGUGACCUACCACAUACUGUAAAUCUGACAUCCCUGCAUGAAUUUUUUUUUUUUUUUAGAACAAAAGGCAUAUUGCAGACAUCAAUUGGUAUAUGUGUAUGUAUAUAUUUGAAAAAGGCACUCUUUCUAAAAUAGUGUUCCCCACAUAAUUGUGAUUCACUAUAUGUGAAUUCCCUUAUCCAUCGAUUUUUUUUUUUUGCAGGGGGGUUGGGGGCUACUAAAUCCGCCAUUAUUUGGUGAAAAACUCAUAUUUACCAUCUUUUUGCUCAGACCAAAGCAAUGUCUAAUAAAGAUGUACUGCUUUGGCAGCCUCUUGUGACAUUUUGGUGUCAAAGAAGUAAGUUGAAGUGAGAAGAGGAGUUUCAUCGAGCCAGGCCAUAGCCCUGUCUGAUAGAAAAGUAGUGCUUUGCCGCCAUCUUGUGGCAUCUAGAGGCAGUUAUAAACCAUCAAUUACUUGCGUAUUUUCACUAUUUG
Molecule: messenger RNA, 1973 nt
Organism: Phycodurus eques (leafy seadragon)
Lineage: Eukaryota; Metazoa; Chordata; Actinopteri; Syngnathiformes; Syngnathidae
Gene: shisa3
Product: shisa family member 3
Exons: 2
Coding region: 160-1080 (306 amino acids)
Source: RefSeq, a predicted model, not a curated record